ACACUCAAGACUCAGACAGUACGCUUUAUAGAUGUUUGAGCGCGCGCGAGAGAUCGAUUCUCGAUUCGGUUCGAUUUCGUUUUGAUUUCGCUCUCUCACCUGAAGAAGAGUUCGUUCUCAGUUUCAGUUCUUCCAUUCUCCUGCAAAGGCUCGCUGCAUCUAUUGAUUUUUGUUCGCUGCAAUCAGCUGAGAGUGAGUUGCAGCUUCCGCCGUUGGCCAGUAAUGGCGGACGAAGGGGCGACUCCUCACAGACGAGACCCUAUCAAGUCAUCCGUUGGGAAUGUUGCAGCACAUCGAAGGCGGCAACAAGCAGUCAUGGUGGGAAAAGAAAGAAGGGAAGCACUGAUGCGAACAAAGCGCCUGUGUAGAGUUGGAGUUAGCAGUGAUGAUAUUGUUCCCCUGGAAACAGACAUGAUGACUGAUGAAGAGCAAUCAGUCCUGGAUGCUCAGACAUCUUCAGCUGUGGAAGAGUUAAAACUUGCCAUCGUGUAUCAGGGAAAAGGAGCAAUGCAGAAAAGGAUAGCCGCUCUUCGAGAAUUAAGGCGUUUAUUGUCAAAAUCUGAAUUCCCUCCUGUUGAAUCUGCCCUAAAAGCUGGUGCUCUACCUGUCCUUGUGCAGUGUCUUUCAUUUGGUUCACCAGAUGAACAGUUACUUGAAGUAGCUUGGUGUCUUACGAACAUAGCAGCAGGAAGGCCUGAAGAGACUAAAGCUUUGUUGCCUGCUUUACCAUUGCUCAUUGCUCAUCUUGGAGAAAAGAGCUCCUUGCCUGUUGCCGAGCAAUGUGCAUGGGCAGUGGGAAAUGUUGCUGGCGAAGGAGAAGAGCUGAGAAAAAUUCUCCUAUCACAAGGAGCCUUACAACCUCUUGCAAGAAUGAUGCUUCCAAACAAGGGUUCGACCGUGAGAACGGCUGCAUGGGCACUUUCAAAUUUAAUUAAGGGGCCUGAUCCAACAGCUGCAACAGAACUUAUAAAAUUUGAUGGGAUACUUGAUGCAAUUAUUCGGCACUUGAGAAAAGGUGAUGAGGAGCUGGCAACAGAAAUAGCAUGGGUGGUUGUUUAUCUAUCAGCCCUCUCAAAUGUUGCUACCAGCAUGUUCGUGAAGAGCGAUCUACUUGGAUUACUAGUGGAAAGACUCGCAACAUCAAAUAGCUUGCAAUUGCUCAUUCCGGUGCUGCGAAGUCUAGGUAAUCUUGUGGCUGGUGACGCUCACACAAUCAAUGCUGUCCUUGCUGCGGGACAUGGAAUCACAGAUCAUCUCAUAGCCGGACUAAUUAAUUGUUUGAAAAGUGAGCAUCGGGUCUUGAAAAAGGAAGCGGCUUGGGUGCUAUCUAACAUCGCAGCUGGUUCUCUUGAACACAAGCAUUUGAUUUAUUCAAGUGAAGCGAUUCCAAUUUUGUUACGGUUACUUUCAACAGCACCGUUUGACAUAAAAAAGGAAAUAGCAUACGUUCUGGGCAACCUCUGUGUUGCUCCAUCUGAAGGUUCUGGGAGGCCAAACUUGAUCCUGGAGCACUUGGUCUCCCUUGUUGGCAGAGGAUGUCUUCCUGGGUUUAUAGAUUUAGUCAGGUCUGCUGAUAUUGAGGCAGCAAGAUUGGGACUCCAGUUCAUAGAGCUGGUCUUGAGGGGGAUACCCAAGGGUGAGGGCCCUAAGCUUGUUGAGAGAGAGGACGGAAUUGAGGCCAUGGAAAGAUUUCAAUUUCAUGAAAAUGAAAACCUCAGAAACAUGGCUAAUGAGCUAGUUGACAAGUACUUUGGGGAGGACUAUGGGCUUCAUGAGUAGAAGAGGAGGAUCAUGACACGAAGAGACUGGUGCAUAGAUUUCGAAUUUUGCAGGCUGCCAGAUCCUCCCCAUAUCCUGCCAUGUAAAUGUAAGCAUGUCAAGUAAAGCUUUUCCAACUGUGUAUCUUGUUAUAAUAGAGUGUAGUGUAUUGAGAGACUUUCUUAGCACGGAUCUUAGCUAAGGUUUUUCUUUCUGGAGCCAUAUGCUUUUUGUCCAGAAUUUAGAAAUUUGAACGCCAGCUUAUGAAAGCAAAGCUGGUUCUGUUUAGGUGUAUUGGGUAUGUGUUAUAAUUCACAAAUUAUGCGCAUCGGAUAAGUACAUACAACUCUACUGGAAGACUGACUUUGAACAGAUUUGAACCCCACUUACCUAUUUUUAUUGGGCCAGAUUUAUAUUUU
Molecule: messenger RNA, 2177 nt
Organism: Diospyros lotus (date-plum)
Lineage: Eukaryota; Viridiplantae; Streptophyta; Magnoliopsida; Ericales; Ebenaceae
Product: importin subunit alpha-9
Exons: 11
Coding region: 223-1779 (518 amino acids)
Biological process (GO): NLS-bearing protein import into nucleus
Cellular component (GO): cytoplasm; nucleus
Molecular function (GO): nuclear import signal receptor activity; protein binding
Source: RefSeq, a predicted model, not a curated record